AUGGAGAACCGAGCAAUGGCGAAAAGCAAAGUCUCGCAGCACUCAGCCGUCGUCGCGCAAGCUCCGGUUCACCUGGAGGUCACCGUAAAGCCCAUCGGGAAAUCCAACAUCGCAACGAGGCCACACAAACUCAAUCGAUAUCGAGCCAUCUUCUUCAGCACCGCAUACCAGUCACUCGUUUUGAUCCUCAGAAGUGUUCGAUCUCCACGCAAGCCCCAGGACUCCCCGGCAACAAAUCGCGUAACCAAGAAUCCGACGACACCGAAAUUCCCAAUUGCUGAACACCACCACACCCAAUCCACGAACCCCUCCUCACCACGCAACACGCCCUUGGCCGAGGUCAAGAAGCCCAAGAAGAAGAAGGUCCUACUCAUGGGAAAGAGUGGCUCGGGAAAGUCGAGCAUGCGAAGCAUCAUCUUCAGCAACUACAUUGCCCGUGAUACCCGGAGACUCGGCGCAACAAUAGACAUCGACCUCUCCCACGUCAAAUUCCUCGGAAACCUCACCCUCAACCUCUGGGACUGCGGCGGCCAAGAGGCCUUUAUGGAAAACUACCUCUCCCAGCAGCGCGUCCAUGUCUUCUCCAACGUCGGGGUCCUCAUCUACGUCUUCGAUAUUGAGUCCCGCGACAUUGACCGCGACCUUGCAACCUACGUUUCCAUCAUCUCCGCCCUCCUCCAAUUCUCCCCGGGCGCCAAGAUCUACGUCCUCAUCCACAAGAUGGACCUCGUCGUCCCCGCCCACCGUGAAUCCGUCUACGACGACCGCGUUCGCGUCGUCCGCCAGCGCACCGCAGAGUACGCAAACAGCAUCGGCUACCUCCACCAGCAGCAUCCAGACGCCGCCGACGACCCCACCAGCCCCUCGACCGCGCCCCCCGCCGGCGGUUUCGACAUCACUCCCUUCGCCACCAGCAUCUGGGACCAGAGCCUCUACAAGGCCUGGGCGAGCAUCAUUCACGACCUCGUCCCCAACCUAGCCACGAUCGAACGCAACCUCGCCAAUCUCGGCGUCGCCAUCGAGGCAGAAGAGCUCCUCCUCUUCGAACGCACCUCCUUCCUCGCCGUCUCCUCCUGGACCUCGGAAGAAGGCCAGCGGAACCCCACCGAGGACAGGCUGGAGCGCAUGUCCAACAUCAUGAAGCACUUCAAGCAGACCAUCAGCCGCUUCACCGGCACCCCGCGCAACGCAGAGCAAUUUGUGCGCAUGGAGCAUAAAGCCGGCACGCGCUUCAACCUCUUCAUCCUCAAGUUCACGACGAAUACCUACCUGAUGGUCAUUCUGCCACCCGGCGAGGCUAGGUUCAACGCCGCCAUGCUCAACUGCCAGAUCGCGAUUGAGCAUUUCAAAUUCCUAGACGGUCCGGCUACCAUGAUCCCGCAAGGCGGCGGCAGCACAGCAUGA
Messenger RNA from Colletotrichum lupini, 1404 nucleotides. RefSeq lists its product as uncharacterized. Bases 1 to 1404 code for a protein of 467 amino acids. Gene Ontology annotation, biological process: cellular response to starvation; positive regulation of TOR signaling; regulation of autophagy. Gene Ontology annotation, cellular component: Gtr1-Gtr2 GTPase complex; fungal-type vacuole membrane; nucleus. Gene Ontology annotation, molecular function: GTP binding; GTPase activity. The transcript has 5 exons. Lineage: Eukaryota; Fungi; Ascomycota; Sordariomycetes; Glomerellales; Glomerellaceae. The record is from RefSeq and is a predicted model, not a curated record.